AUGUCCUCUAUUUCGAUCGAGGGAGAGUGUCUCCAGGAGACCUUUGUGGCCCCCCAGUGGCUGCCCGACGGCAACUCGUUCUGGUAUCGCCAGCGUACCUCUCCAGGGAAAUACGCCUUCAUCUACGUCGACAUCCUCCAGAACGCCUCGGGGCCUGCUUUUGACCACGAGGCCCUGGCCAAGGAACUUUCCGAGCAUGCCGGGACUGAGAUUGAUUCAAAGUCUCUCCCUUUUACGUGGAUUGAGGUGGGGGCCGAUACUAGUGUUGUUCAUUUCACCUACCAGGGACGAAAAUGGGAGUACAGCCCUGUGACCGGCCUGUGUGAAUGGGAUGGGAAGUUUGCCCACCGGAAGAGGGGGUUCCUGCGCAAGAUGAUAGAAUCCAAGACAUUGACCAACUCCAGCGUCAACUUCAGCUUCACAAACCACACAAGAGCCAACUUGAAGAUGUACUGGGUUGACUACGAAGGCAAGUCCGUCUUCUACCGGGGCAUAGGGCCAGGCGAUACCAAACGCCAAAGAUCACAGCCUGGCCAUAUCUGGCAGCUCAAGAGCGACUCUCCCGACGAUGCUGACAUCAUCUAUCGCAUCCCCAAGGGCCAGGAUAUCCUCAUUGUGGACGAGAUGGACUUGGACAAGACUGCUGCCGAAGAGAACGACGAGGGUGAACCUGCUGCUAACCCGCAGGCAGAGGAACGGCCAGAGGCCGAUGAGAAAGACGACAAGGGAGGGGAAAUCUUUGUGCUCGAUGACAAUCUGUGGAUGGAGGAUGGAGAUAAGAACCGGUUCCAGCUGUCUGACCAUCCCCCUCGAUAUGCGGCCGGGGGGAAUGAUGCUGAGGAGGGGGCUAGGCAAGAAGACAACCCCCAGAAAAGCCCUGAGGAAGAUCUUACCUAUGACGAACGAAUGAUCUUCAAGUCGCCUGAUGGAAAGUUCGUGAUCGCAUGGCAGCACACUCCAUUUCCAGACGAGAAGAUUUGGCUGCUUAAUUACGCAACCGGUGACAAGGUUGUACCCCAGCUCAAGGAAAGGGCAUUCAGAAAGGCCGGUGACCGUGUAAGAGAAGACCGACCUCGACUGUUCAGCCUGACCACAAAGGCCGAGGUAGCAACAGAGGAAGACUUGUUUACUGGCCAAUACAAUCUGUACAAUAUCGGAUGGGGGGAGAAUGGGGAGUACCGCUUCAUAUUCAAUCAGCGCGGACAUCAAUGUAUGCGUGUGCUGGGUAUCAGCUGUGAUGGGUCAAUCCGUGUCUUGCUGGAGGAGAAGAGUGAGACAUUCAUCGACUAUCUGACCAAGCUCUACUACCAAGUUGUCAAGGUCGAUGGCUCCGAGAAGAUGAUUUGGGCCAGCGAAAGAGAUGGGCAUAAUCACCUGUAUAUGCUUGAUCUGGAGAAGGGCCAAUUUCAGCACCAAAUCACGAGCGGAAACUGGAACGUGAAUAGGGUUGAACACAUCGACCACGACACCGGCGAACUUUGGAUAUCCGCAUAUGGUUUCAACGAGGAUGAAGAUCCUUACCAUAUACACCUGGUCCACGUUCGUUUUGAUGGAACUGAAUGCUGGGCCGUCACGGAAGGCGACGGAACUCACCUCUGGAACUGGUCCCCGGACAAGCGGUUCUUCAUCGACACGGCCUCAAGGGUGGACCUCCCACCGCGAACCACGGUACGGUCUGCCAAGUCUGGAGAGCUCCUGGUGGUGCUGAAUGAGGUCAAAUCGGAGGACCUCAAGGAGAAGGGAUGGGUUCCAUUGGAAAGAUUUUCAGCGCUGGGCCGGGAUGGGAAGACGCUCAUCUACGGUGUCAUCGCCCUGCCGCGAAAUUUUGACAAGACCAAGACAUACCCAGUGCUUGAGUACAUCUACGCCAAACCCCAUGAGUUCUACACGCCCAAACGCUUUGGCCAGGGAGGGGGCCUAUACAGCUGGGCAACCUUUGUGAACGCGAUCACGGUGCAGAUAGAUGGGAUGGGCACCAACUGGCGGUCAAAGACGUUCCACAAUGUGUGCUACAAGAACCUCAGCGAUGCAGGGCUGCCCGACCGCAUUCUCUGGAUGAAGGAGGCUGCGAAGACCAGGCCCUGGAUGGACCUCUCACGCGUCGGCAUCGUCGGCACGUCCGCGGGGGCGACGAACACCGUGUCUGCGAUACUGCACCACGGCGACUUCUACAAGGUCGCCGCAGCAGACUCGGGAUCCCACGACAUCCGCAUCGACUACCUCUCCUGGGCGGAGUCCUGCAUGGGCUACCCAGUCGACCAGUCGUAUAUUGACCACUCCAAUCUGACCCAUGCCGGGAAGCUGGAGGGGCAGCUGAUGCUGGUCGUGGGGGGGCUAGACACUAAUGUGAACCCAGCAGGGACCAUGAGGCUUGUGCAGGCUCUGAAUGAGCAGGAUAAGGACUACGAGCUGGUAUUCAUUCCGGAUGGGCAUCAUGGUUGUGGCUGCUCUGGGUAUGGGCACAGGCGCAUCGUUUCCUUCUUCAAAAAGCAUCUCGGCUCUCCAGGGGAAUCUGCAGCUCCAUCAGAGGUUGCCACUCCGUCAGAAAUUCCUCAUCCAUCAAGGGCCGUUACUCCAGCAGAAAUUGCUACUCCAUCGGAGGAUGCUGCUCCCAAAAAUUAG
Clonostachys solani is the source of this 2622-nucleotide messenger RNA. The record is from the annotation of a GenBank genome assembly. Lineage: Eukaryota; Fungi; Ascomycota; Sordariomycetes; Hypocreales; Bionectriaceae.